CAUCUAUGAUUGAAAAGCUCUUUUGGAAGCUGGUCCUGGAGAAGGAAACGUCCCUGUGAGAAGCGUGUGCCUUGCUGUUGGCCUUGCCCCCGUGGUCCCAACCCAGCUCUCCAAGAUGCGCAGGUGAGACCUGGAUUUCCCACCAAGCUCUCCACCCCACCAUCCUUGUCCACGGAAGGUAACCUCCAAGAUGCAGCUCUCGCUUCUCUCUCCUCCUUCGUUGGUGGCCUUUUCCCUGGUUCUAGAGGUCACCUUGGCCAAGCCGUUCGUCUACCUGGUCUACACCCAGAACUCCACCUGCCUCGAUUUCAAAGCUGUCCCGGCUUGCUUCGGCCCUCCGCUCCCCCAACUGGGUCUCACGGGCUACCUUGUCGAGGUGGUGCCCGCAAAUGCCUGCCAACCCCUAGUAGGCCCUCCGGUUCCUAAGACUUCUUCGCUGGGCUACAUUGCCCUCAUCCGUCGGUAUGGCUGUCCCUUUGGCCUCAAGGUCUUCCACGCCCAGCAAGCUGGCUACCGGGCGGCAGUCAUCUACAACUUCUACUCUGAUUUGCUUGUGAGCAUGGCUGUUGAGGCAGAAGGCCCGAAGGAGAAGAAGAUCUUGAUUCCGUCCCUCUUCAUUGGCGGGUCAGCCUCCAAGGUGCUGAGGGGGCUGGUCCGUUCUGGGAACGGCACCAAGGUCACGACAGUGGUGCCUCAGGGCUAUUACAAUCCCUGCUGGGAUGAUGACAUGGACAUCUCCGUUUGGGACCCAGCUCACCACUACCUGCAGUUCUGGCCGGGCUACUGCACCCAACAACUGAUUGUGGAAUUCCUCCGAGAGUUUGGGUUCGUGAUCCUCCUGAGCUUGGCAGUCAGUGGCCUGGUCUUCGCCGGAUGCUUGAAGUGGCACCGGCGGAGACAAGGCAUCAGGGUGAAGACCUUCAGGAGAGGCGACAGCUACAACCUCUGUGUGAUCUGCAUGGCGGAUUACGAGGUGGGAGAGAAGGUGAAGAUCUUGCCAUGCUCCCAUGCCUAUCACACCACCUGUAUCAACACCUGGCUCCUCAUCCAGCCCAGGAGCGGGAAGACCUGCCCCAUUUGCAAGCAGAAGGUUGGCGUUGUGAUCUAG
This is a messenger RNA of Podarcis muralis (Common wall lizard), 1108 nucleotides long. Its product is annotated as E3 ubiquitin-protein ligase RNF167-like. The record is from RefSeq and is a predicted model, not a curated record. Gene Ontology annotation, cellular component: nucleus. Gene Ontology annotation, biological process: ubiquitin-dependent protein catabolic process. NCBI's taxonomy places the organism in Eukaryota, Metazoa, Chordata, Lepidosauria, Squamata, Lacertidae. Gene Ontology annotation, molecular function: ubiquitin protein ligase activity.